Messenger RNA from Telopea speciosissima, 3655 nucleotides. Its product is annotated as DNA polymerase delta catalytic subunit-like. The coding region runs from base 106 to 3357 and encodes 1083 amino acids. Gene Ontology annotation, biological process: DNA-templated DNA replication; DNA replication proofreading; base-excision repair, gap-filling. The record is from RefSeq and is a predicted model, not a curated record. NCBI's taxonomy places the organism in Eukaryota, Viridiplantae, Streptophyta, Magnoliopsida, Proteales, Proteaceae. Gene Ontology annotation, molecular function: 3'-5'-DNA exonuclease activity; DNA-directed DNA polymerase activity; DNA binding. The transcript is spliced from 30 exons. Gene Ontology annotation, cellular component: delta DNA polymerase complex.
GCGGGAAUCCGAUUCAUCGUCCCACCAUCACUCUCUGUUUCUCUGCCUCUCUCCUCUUCCUCUGCUCUUACCACCAGAAAUCAGAAAAAGAGAUAAUACGUAAAGAUGAACAACGGCAAGAAGCGAGGAGCGCCAUCGUCGUCGGAGCCAGAGCCGACAACGAAACAUCAAGCAGUGAUGGAGGACGAGGAGAUGGACGAGGAUGUCUUCUUAGACGAAACCCUCCUCCAUGAAGAAGAAGAAGCACUGCUACGUGACGCGGAAGGGCGACAAGCCCUCUCUUCUCGUCUUUCCAAGUGGAAGCGCCCUCCUCUCUCUUCCGCCUACCUCUCCCAGUCUCAGAGCAUCAUUUUCCAACAAUUGGAGAUUGACUAUGUGAUCGGAGAUAGUCACAAGCUGUUGAUGCCGAAAGCGUCUGGCCCAGCUGCUAUUCUCAGGAUAUUUGGUGUUACCAGGGAGGGACACAGUGUAUGCUGCCAUGUUCAUGGAUUUGAGCCGUAUUUCUAUGUUAGCUGCCCUCCGGGUAUGGGCCCUGAUGAUAUCUCCCGCCUUCAUCAAAUUCUUGAGGUGAGGAUGAGGGAAUCAAAUAAAAAUAGUAAAGUUCCAAAAUGUGUCCUACGGAUUGAAAUGGUGCAGAAGAGGAGCAUUAUGUAUUAUCAGCAGCAGCGGUCUCAUCCUUUCCUCAAAAUUGUGGUUGCAUUGCCAACAAUGGUUACCAAUUGCCGAGGCAUUCUUGAUAGGGGUAUACAAAUUGAUGGUCUUGGCUUGAAGAGUUUCACGACAUACGAAAGCAAUGUUCUUUUUGCUCUGCGUUUCAUGAUUGAUUGUAAUAUUGUUGGUGGCAAUUGGGUUGAGGUUCCUGUUGGAAAAUAUGUGAACACAGAUAAAAAUUUGUCAUAUUGUCAACUGGAGUUUGACUGUCUGUAUUGCGACAUAAUAAGCCAUGUUGCUGAAGGGGAAUUUUCUAAAAUGGCUCCAUUCCGUAUCUUGAGUUUUGACAUUGAGUGUGCUGGUCGAAAAGGGCUCUUUCCUGAGCCCAAGCAUGAUCCUGUUAUUCAGGUGGCCAAUCUAGUCACUUUACAAGGGGAGAAUCAGCCAUUUGUGCGCAAUGUCAUGACCCUCAAGUCGUGCUCUCCAAUAGUUGGUGUUGAUGUGAUGUCAUUUGACACAGAAAGAGAUGUUUUGCUUGCUUGGAGGGAUUUUAUUCGUGAAGUGGACCCAGAUAUUAUAAUUGGUUAUAACAUCUGCAAAUUUGAUUUGCCGUAUCUCAUUGAGAGAGCUGAGGUCUUAAAAAUAGCAGAAUUUCCAAUUCUGGGCCGGAUCAGGAACAGCAGGGUCCGUGUCAAGGAUACCACUUUUUCCUCGAGACAAUAUGGAACACGGGAGAGUAAAGAAGUUACAAUUGAAGGGAGGGUUCAAUUUGAUUUACUUCAGUCUAUGCAGAGGAAUUAUAAACUAAGUUCAUAUUCAUUGAAUUCUGUUUCAGCACACUUUCUUGGAGAGCAGAAAGAGAAUGUUCACCACUCUAUAAUAUCUGACCUUCAGAAUGGGAACUCAGAGACUAGAAGACGGCUUGCUGUUUAUUGCUUGAAGGAUGCUUAUCUUCCACAGCGGCUUUUGGACAAACUGAUGUUCAUUUACAACUAUGUGGAGAUGGCUCGGGUAACAGGUGUCCCUAUCUCUUUUCUGCUUUCAAGAGGCCAAAGCAUCAAGGUUCUUUCUCAACUUCUUAGGAAGGCUAAACAGAAGAAUCUUGUCAUUCCAUAUGUUACAAAACAGGGAUCUGAUCAAGGAACAUAUGAGGGUGCAACUGUUUUGGAAGCUAGGGCAGGAUUCUAUGAGAAGCCCAUAGCAACAUUGGAUUUUGCAUCUCUAUAUCCGUCCAUCAUGAUGGCAUAUAACCUCUGUUACUGCACUCUGGUAAUGCCUGAAGAUGUUCGCAGACUCAACCUGCCUCCAGAAUGUGUCAUUAAAACUCCCUCUGGUGAAACUUUUGUCAACACAAAUUUACAGAAGGGAAUACUUCCUGAAAUUCUUGAAGAACUGUUGACUGCUCGUAAAAGAGCUAAAGCAGAUUUGAAGGAAGCAAAGGAUCCCUUUGAGAAGGCUGUACUUGAUGGUCGCCAGCUGGCUCUGAAGGUAAGUGCGAAUUCUGUAUAUGGGUUUACAGGAGCUUCGGUUGGCCAGUUACCUUGCCUAGAGAUAUCUUCUAGUGUGACGAGCUAUGGUCGGCAAAUGAUUGAACACACGAAGAAGCUUGUGGAAGAGAAAUUCACUACAGUUGGGGAUUAUGAGCACAAUGCUGAGGUUAUCUAUGGGGACACUGAUUCAGUAAUGGUACAAUUUGGUGUGUCCACUGUAGAAGCAGCAAUGAAACUGGGACGAGAAGCUGCUGAAUAUAUUAGUGGCACUUUCACAAAGCCCAUCAAACUAGAGUUCGAGAAAGUUUAUUAUCCUUAUCUACUGAUUAGUAAGAAGAGAUAUGCUGGGCUCUUUUGGACAAAUCCAGAUAAGUUUGACAAAAUGGACACCAAAGGCAUUGAAACAGUUCGAAGGGACAACUGUCUACUGGUAAAAAACCUAGUGACUGAAUGUCUGCACAAAAUAUUAAUUGACCGAGACAUACCUGGUGCUGUUCAGUAUGUUAAGAACACCAUUUCAGAUCUUCUUAUGAACCGCAUGGAUUUGUCACUUUUGGUUAUAACUAAGGGUCUGACAAAAACAGGAGAUGAUUAUGCAGUAAAGGCAGCACAUGUUGAGCUUGCUGAACGUAUGCGGAAGCGAGAUGCUGCCACGGCUCCAGAUGUUGGGGAUCGUGUUCCAUAUGUCAUUGUCAAGGCUGCAAAAGGUGCAAAGGCAUACGAGAGGUCAGAGGAUCCAAUAUAUGUACUAGAGAAUAACAUUCCGAUAGACCCUCAAUACUACCUUGAAAAUCAAAUUAGCAAGCCGCUUUUGAGAAUUUUUGAGCCGAUUCUAAAGAAUGCAAGCAAGGAACUUUUCCAUGGCAGUCACACUCGAUCUGUUUACAUUUCAACUCCCUCAACCGGUGGUAUAAUGAAAUUUGCUAAAAAAAAGCUCAGUUGUCUCGGUUGCAAAGCUCUAAUUAGUGAUGCAGAUCAUGCUCUCUGCUCACACUGCAAGGGAAGGGAAGCAGAACUGUAUUGUAAAACAGUUGCCAAUGUGCGUGAGUUGGAGACGCUUUUCGGGAAGCUGUGGACACAAUGCCAGGAGUGUCAAGGUUCUCUUCAUCAGGAUGUGCUUUGCACAAGUCGGGAUUGUCCAAUAUUUUAUCGGAGAAAAAAGGCACAGAAGGACAUGGCUGAAGCUAAGACGCAAUUGGAUCGGUGGAAUUUUUGAGCUCAUUAUUCAGUAAUGGUCAUGUUCUCUCCCUACCAGUAAUGACCCUAAAUGCCAGAGCUCUUGUUGCAUGUGUCCUGGCAUUGGUUAUUCUAGUUGUGAAGAUGGUUCUGCCAAUGAGAAGCACAGAUGGAAUGCUGCAGAGAUCAUUUCAGGGAUAUGUUGCUCAAGAUCAAUUUCACUGGCAUUAGUUUGUGUGAUAUCACAGAAUCACCCAGCUUCCUUUGAAAUCCUUAGCAGUGAUAAUGCAGGCAUUAACACUCAUAUGGUGUAAACGCACUCGCGGGGGGGGGGGGGG